AUGUUUACACUAAUCUCAUCUCCGACUUUUAAACACUAGAGACCAGGACCAUUAGUGCAGAAGGAAACAAGCCCGAUUUCCUAAUUAUAUGGGCAUGUGACCAGCAUUUGUGCGUAAUUAGUUAAAUAUUUUACAUAGUAAUAGUUUAUUUGCAAAAUUUUUGCAACAAAUAAUACACAAUGGAUACAAAAGUUGCGGAAAAUGAGAAUAACAACAGGAAUCCACUCAUAGGUUUGAAUGGGAUGGCUUUGGAAACAAGUGCAGAAAAGAGGACUCGUCGGUACUCUUUGUGGAUCAUGUACUUGACCACAUUUCUUCAAGCGAUGGCAGGGUCAAUCGUGAUUACAGGGAUGUGGCCCUACUUACAAAAGUUGGACUCGACCACGAGUAAAGAGUGGUUCGGAUGGGUGGUAGCAGCAAACCCACUUGGCCAAUUGAUUUCCUCUCCACUAAUUGGAUGGGUCUGCAAUAGACUUGGGGCCACAAGGGGACCUUCGAUAUUUUGCCUAGUCGUCUUUAUUUGCGCCAACUGCUGGUACGCAGUCCUACCCUUGCACCAGGAUGGCUCAAAGUGGUUCAUUCUCGUCGCCCGAUUCCUGGUGGGGGUUAGCUCAGGCAGCAUUACGGCCUGCAGGACGUUUGUGACUCAGGGGACACUCGUGGCAGAACGAACUGCUUCUAUUUCUCAUCUGUCGCUGUCCCAAGCGUUGGGAUUUGUUCUAGGACCGGCUGGUCAACUGGCUCUGAAACCACUGGGGGAGGAGGGCUUCUUCAUUGGGGGACUGCCCGUGAACAUGUACACUGGUGUGGGCUGGAUGACGACCACCUUGGGACUAGUAAACUUGAUAUUUUUCCAUCCGAAAUUUUUUCAUGAAAGCGACAUUGCUAUUAGAGAGGCUCAAGGGAAGGCCAAAAUUUCAGAACGAGAUGGCAAAACUUCCGUAACUUACAACAUGGCCAAUUCGAACGUGGCCACGCACAAGCCAGACUACUUGGGAAUCAUGGUCAUUGUUUUUACCUUUUUUAUCGUCUUCUUCGAGUUUGUCCUGCUCGAAACGUUGGGGACGCCAGUCUCUAUGGACCAAUUCGGAUGGAGUGCUGAACGAACGAUCGUCAUCGUUGGAACUGCCAUGAUUAUCUCCUCCAUUGUUUCCACCUCUCUAUUCUUUCUUAUUCCCAUUGGUGCCAAAUAUUUUGAUGAACGGGUUCUCCUCAUCGGCUUUGGGGUCGUUCCUUACACGCUGGGUAGAAUAUUUUUCUUCCCAUACUCAAGCGAGGUGGCCCCAAUGAGACGAUUGGGAUGUCUUCACUCGAACGGGACAGAACUUGUGGGGCUCAACGAGGAACAAUGUAAUGCGAAUGAUGACGUUCACUGGAAAGUUGUCCAACAUGGGUGCCCAGAAGCCCAGACUUGGUGUUUCGAACUGCCAGCCCUCACCCCCGUCACGGUGGCGAUAGGAUACGCCAUUUGCACUCUGGGAUUCCCAUGCUGCAUGGUGCUGUGUCAGACCAUAUUUUCCAAAAUGUUGGGACCACGGCCACAGGGCGUAUGGAUGGGGGCCUUGACAUCGAUCAGCUCCCUGGCCAGAGUGGUAGGACCAAUUUUUGUGACCUACAUUUACACUGAAUAUGGAACCAUUGCAACUUCCGGAACAGCCGUAGGUCUCAUGGUUUUGGUGUUGGUGAUACUGCUUUUAAUAUAUAAAAGGCUGGUGCCCCUAGGAAAACGAAAGUCCUAGAGUUUAAAAAGAUUUUCAAAUUUUUAUGAAAUUGAGUAAAUAAAAAUAGCGUACAAUUUCAUAAUACAAGAAA
Messenger RNA from Folsomia candida, 1812 nucleotides. It is a transcript of the gene Cln7, whose product is annotated as major facilitator superfamily domain-containing protein 8. The transcript has 12 exons. Gene Ontology annotation, cellular component: lysosomal membrane. Lineage: Eukaryota; Metazoa; Arthropoda; Collembola; Entomobryomorpha; Isotomidae. The record is from RefSeq and is a predicted model, not a curated record. Gene Ontology annotation, biological process: transmembrane transport. Gene Ontology annotation, molecular function: transmembrane transporter activity. Bases 180 to 1739 code for a protein of 519 amino acids.